AUGGCUCACUCCAAGGUCGUUGUCAUCGGGUCCGGCCCUGGCGCCCACACAGCCGCCAUCUACCUGUCGCGCGCAGAACUCAAGCCCGUGCUGUAUGAGGGCAUGCUCGCCAACGGCACCGCCGCCGGCGGCCAGCUCACAACCACUACCGACGUGGAGAAUUUCCCGGGAUUCCCCGACGGUGUGGGUGGCCAAGCGUUGAUGGAGAACAUGCGCAAGCAGUCCGAGCGGUUCGGCACAGAGAUCAUCACAGAGACGAUCUCCAAACUGGAUCUGUCGUCGCGGCCGUUCAAGAUGUGGACCGAGUGGAACGAUGGCCCGGAUAGCGCGCCCGCGCGCACCGCCGACGCCGUCAUCAUCGCCACGGGUGCCAAUGCCCGCCGUCUGAACCUGCCCGGCGAGGAAACCUACUGGCAGAACGGCAUCAGUGCCUGCGCAGUCUGCGACGGCGCCGUGCCUAUCUUCCGGAACAAGCCCCUGUACGUGAUUGGCGGCGGCGACUCCGCUGCCGAGGAGGCCAUGUUCCUGGCCAAGUAUGGAAGCCGCGUUACCGUGCUGGUGCGUCGCGACAAGCUGCGUGCUAGCAAGGCUAUGGCCAACCGGCUGCUCGCGCACCCUAAGUGCGAAGUUCGCUUCAACACCGUCGCUACCGAGGUUAUUGGCGAGAACAAGCCUAACGGCCUGAUGACCCACCUCCGCAUCAAGAAUAGUGUCUCCGGCCAGGAAGAGAUCGUUGAUGCCAACGGUCUGUUCUAUGCUGUCGGCCACGAUCCGGCCAAUGCCCUGGUCAAGGGCCAGCUCAAGCUCGACGAGGACGGGUAUAUUAUCACUCAGCCCGGCACCAGCUACACCAGCGUCGAGGGCGUCUUUGCCUGCGGUGACGUGCAAGACAAGCGGUAUCGUCAGGCCAUCACUAGUGCUGGCUCUGGCUGCAUCGCCGCCCUGGAGGCCGAGAAGUUCAUCUCGGAAAGCGACUCUCCAGAUGAACAGAAGCCCAACGGCUCAGUGGAGCACUCGGGCGUCGAGCCCGCCGUGCAGGAAGUUAACGGCGAGGUCAAAAAGGACGCGAAGGGCGCCACCGCCGAGUACAAGUCCAACCCUCUACUGUAA
Molecule: messenger RNA, 1110 nt
Organism: Penicillium lagena
Lineage: Eukaryota; Fungi; Ascomycota; Eurotiomycetes; Eurotiales; Aspergillaceae
Gene: trr1
Product: thioredoxin-disulfide reductase TRR1
Exons: 3
Coding region: 1-1110 (369 amino acids)
Biological process (GO): removal of superoxide radicals
Cellular component (GO): cytoplasm
Molecular function (GO): thioredoxin-disulfide reductase (NADPH) activity
Source: RefSeq, a predicted model, not a curated record